CUCGCCCUCCCCCCGCAGCCGGCAGAGGCACAGCCCCAGCGCCGCGCACUCAUUGUUCCGCCAGCUCCAGGCACCAUGGACGAGCUGGACCAGUCGCUCCUGGUCUCCUCCUCCUCCGGGCCAGCGCGGCCGCAGCAGCCCCAGUUCAACUACCAGUUCGUGCUCGACGACGAGAAGGAGGAGGAGGAAGAGGAGGAGGAAGAGGAGGACGAGGACGAAGACUUCGACGAGCAGUUGGAGGUGAUGGAGAGGAAGCCCGUCGCGGCUCCCGCCCCCGCCGCAGCCCUGCAGGAGCGGCCGCCGCAGCUGCUGGACCUCGGCGGCCCCGCCGAGCCGCCCCGCCCCGCCGCUCCGGAGCCACCGCAGCCCGACUGGAGCCCCCCGGGAGCCGUCUCGUCGUCCUCCUCCUCCGCCACCACGCCGUCCCCCGCGCAGGAGCAGCCCCUGGCCCCCGCCCGGCCCGCUCAGCCUCAGCCGCCCAAGCCCGAGCCCGCCGCCGCCGCCGCCCCCCGGAGAAGAGGGUCCUCCUCCGGCUCGGCUGACUAUAAGCUCUUAUGUCAGAGGCUUGUCAUACAAGAUGAGACCCUUUUUGCUCUUCCUGCUACAUCUGCGCCUCUGAUGCACUCCUCUGCAGAAAAAGUUAUGGACUUGCAGGAGCAGCCAGGUAGCACUAAGUCGCUUGGUCAAGAGGAUUUUACUGCAGUCCCGCUUGAUACUGCUCCUUCUCUUCCCUCCUUCUCUCCUAUCUCAGCUGAUCCCUUUAAAGAGCACGCAGCCUUUGAUACACUCUCAGAUGGAUUACCUGCAAGAGGCAUUUACAAAGAAAAUGCAAGUGAGGUUUAUAAAGAAACUAUGGAAAAUGCAAGAAAUCCAUUUCUUGCAGAGGGAAAUGAAAAAGACAUUUCAGAAAUUAAACACUCGGAACCCCCAUUUGCUAAAGCAGAAGCAGCCAUUUUAUCUCAAGCUAAAGAAGAAACGCAGCUAGAGGGCCCUAAAGAAUUACCUAAUCUGGAGAAAAUGCCUGCAGAGCAGCUGAAAAUGUCUCCAGAAACUCCUCAAGAUUUGUUUGAGAAAAACGAGGAGGAUCUCUUUUAUAACAAAGACAAAUACAGAGGUGGUGAUCAUGGUGAAAAAGGGGCAUUGAAAGAAGACUCUCUUAGGAGGGAGGAAUAUGCAGACUUCAAACCAUUCGAGCCAAUAUGGGAAGUAAAAGGCGCUAGUCACGGACUGAGCAGCAUGAGAGAGGAUGUUGGAAGUAAGAUAGAUGCCAAACUAGAAAGCAGUUUAGAUGAGAAAUAUGAUGUAGAUAAGCUGAAUGUGCAGAAGGAUUAUGAAAGAGAGAGUGAAGGCAGCACUGAAGAUCGCUCUUUCCCAAGUACCCCAGAAGCUGUAAAAGAACCUUCACAGACUUACAUCGCUUGUAGUAAACUUGAAUCCUCUGUAAGUCCUGAUGGUAACAAAGUCAAAUCUCUUUCUCCACUAGAGGAAGGCACUUCAGAAAAUAGAACCGAUGACGAGAAAAAAAUUGCAGAAAUGAAAGCUCAGAUGAGCACAGAACAAGGUGAUUUUAGCACUCAAGCAGUUGGUAAGCAGGAAGGCCAGGAAGCUGACUAUGCUAAAACAGAGAGUAUCUCAACAGUGCCAUCUGACACUGCAGCAAAUAUGCCUGAAGGUCUUACUCCUGAUCUAGUACAAGAAGCAUAUGAAAGUGAAAUGCAUGAUGCGGCAUGUACAAAACUUGCUUACGAAACAAAGAUUGAUUUAGUUCAAACCUCCGAGUCAGUACAAGAGACUCUGAAACCGGUGACACAACUCUGUCCCUCGUUUGAAGGGUCGGAAGCUGCUCCAUCACCAAUAUUGCCAGAUAUCGUUAUGGAAGCCCCACUAAGCACUGGGACUGCUGGUGCAGAAGCAUCUGCUGUGCAGCUCGAAGCUUCCCCAUUAGAAACAUUUAUUCCUGCUGCUAAUUAUGAGAAUGUAAAAGAAGAGACUGAAAAACCUCCCUUAUACCAAGAGGCAGUGAAUGUACCACUGACACAGGCCCAAGAAGCAAAAGAGGCAUUACCAUUUAAAAAACCUGAUCAUGACAGUAGUGCCACUCCUGAAGAUAUAGAGACUCCAUAUAUAUCUAUUGCAUGUGACUUAAUUAAGGAAACAAAGGUCUCUGGUGAACCUGCUUCUUCGUCCUUUACAGAUUAUUCAAAGACACCGAUAACAGAAUGCAUUUCUCAGGAUGUGCCUGAACACAAGGAAGCUGUUGAAAAACUGUCUCCACAGUUUGGAAAAUCUGACUUGUUUAACAGCGAGGUGAUACCUGACUUUACUGAGAAAGCGAGUGAAGAUCCAUCUCUCAUCUUAAAAAGUAAAUCAACUGAGAAUAUUGUAACUGAUGAUGAACAUGAGGAACGACUGGUGGAUUCAGUAGCUGCCACGGGCAAGCCUUACCUGGAGUCUUUCCAACCUGAGCUGGACUCUACCAAAAUUGUUGCCACUCUGCCGUCUGAGCCAACACCUACAAAAAUAGCCAAGGCAGAGAAGAUUCCUCUUCAAAUGGAAGAGCUGAAUGCUGUGGCUUAUUCAGCUGAUAUAACUGUUGCUACGGAACCAAAAACAGGAGACAACAAAGCGCUCUCACCCAUGGAGUCUUCCCCAGUCGCAGUGGAAGAAGACUUUGUAAUGUUAGCUCAUCCUAAAACUACUCCUGAGUUUGUGGCAGAAGCUACUGGCAGAGAAGUAAUGCACAAAGAUGAAAGUGAAGAGAUCAGUAAGGCACUCAAAGGUGAGAAGAGGCAGUUGCCCUGCCCAGAGCUACCCUGUGAUCUGUCUAUAAAGAAUAUAGAAGUAAAAGCUGAGGAAGAUACUAAUGCCUUGAAAAAGUCGUUGGAGGCUGUGGAUAGAGAAGUGCCUGAAGUAUCCAUGAUGUCCUUACCGGCCACAGAUACCUCACCUUUAUCUGCUGAAAAAGAGAUAGUCAGUGUAGUAAAACCAGAAGCUUUUGAGAAGGAAGCUGAGCGAGAAGCUGCUUCUGUUAAAGAAAAGGAAAAACCUACUGCUGUAUUUUCAGCAAAGCUGAAUAAAUCUUCAGUUGUUGACCUCCUUUACUGGCGAGACAUUAAGAAGACAGGAGUGGUGUUUGGUGCCAGCUUGUUCCUGCUGCUUUCAUUAACAGUGUUCAGCAUCGUGAGCGUGACAGCUUACAUUGCCUUGGCCCUGCUUUCUGUGACGAUCAGCUUUAGGAUAUACAAGGGAGUUAUCCAGGCAAUCCAGAAGUCUGAUGAAGGCCACCCGUUUAGGGCUUACUUGGAGUCUGAUGUAGCUGUGUCUGAAGAGCUUAUUCAGAAAUACAGCAAUGUUGUGCUUGGUCACAUUAAUGGCACAGUCAAAGAGCUGAGACGUCUCUUCCUAGUCGAUGACUUAGUUGAUUCCCUGAAGUUUGCAGUGUUGAUGUGGGUAUUCACUUAUGUUGGUGCCUUGUUUAAUGGUCUGACAUUACUGAUUCUGGCUUUGAUUUCACUCUUCAGUGUUCCUGUUAUUUAUGAGAGACAUCAGGCCCAAAUUGACCACUAUUUGGGACUCGUGAACAAGAAUGUCAAAGAUGCGAUGGCUAAGAUCCAAGCCAAGAUCCCUGGGUUGAAGCGCAAAACGGAGUAAAAAGCCUGAAGCAACUUAUCGAUAGGAAGUUCAUCUUUUAAGGGGGAAAAAAUACUCAUUUGGAUUUACAUGGGGAGGGUCAGGGAAUAGCAAAACCCUUGACAUUGCAGUGCAAUUUCACAGAUCUUUAUUUUUUAGCAACGCAGUGUUUGAGGAAAAAUAACUGUUUUGACUGCCAUGUGUUUCAUCAUCUUAACUAUUGUAAGCUGCUAUGUAUGGAUCUAAAACUAAUCAUCUUUCUUUAUCCUGUGUGCAGCACUGGCUAAUAGAAAAGAUUUGAGAAAGCUGUACAUUUUGCUUCAUGAGAGGUAGUCCCUGCUGCGUUCCAGAAGAGGUAGUGCAGGUGGAGCGGAGGAUAACACUUCCCAGUUUGUGCACUGUGUAUGGUCUGUGUAGAUUGAUGCAGAUUUUCUAAAAUGAGAUGUUUUAGAAGAAUAUACCAUUUCAGCAAGUUUUGAAAAAUCUUGCCUUUUUGGUAUGAGUAUAGCUGUAUUGUGAUUUUAUUGUUUUAUCAAUUGCCUAUAUAUAUAUAUGUAUUUCACAAAGCUUAGAUCUUUCAGCUGCUCCACAGUGCUUCAUACUUCAGAGAAUUGACUGAUUUCUGGACUAGCUCCAUAGCACACAAGCUUGAAAAACUAAAAUGUCUCUGUAAACACUAGUGUCUGUUUAAAAAAACAAAGGAGAAAUGAACAAAGGAACCUCCACAUAUAUUAAAAGAAAAUUACAGCAUACACUUUGUUGCACCAACGUACAGUAGUUGAUUUUGAGCAAAUAAUUCUACAGUCUCUCAAACUCUGAUUAUCUGUGGACUGAAUAUCUAAUGCUGCAAAUGGUGUUUGGAAACUUAAAACCUUGUUAUGCAAGAAAUGAUAAAUGAAAAUUUAUACACUUGCAGUUUAAGCUGUAUUGAACUAAGUCUGUGGAAUGCAUUGUGAAAUGUAAAAAAAAAAAAAAGAAAAAGAAAAAAAAAACAAAAACAAAAACCCCAAGUAUCAAUAAAGCUUAUAGACAUAAAAUAA
This is a messenger RNA of Gymnogyps californianus (California condor), 4670 nucleotides long. It is a transcript of the gene RTN4, whose product is annotated as reticulon 4. Gene Ontology annotation, biological process: neuron differentiation; endoplasmic reticulum tubular network formation; brain development. The record is from RefSeq and is a predicted model, not a curated record. Gene Ontology annotation, cellular component: neuron projection; postsynaptic density. The coding region runs from base 76 to 3651 and encodes 1191 amino acids. The transcript has 10 exons. NCBI's taxonomy places the organism in Eukaryota, Metazoa, Chordata, Aves, Accipitriformes, Cathartidae.